Molecule: messenger RNA, 2533 nt
Organism: Dreissena polymorpha
Lineage: Eukaryota; Metazoa; Mollusca; Bivalvia; Myida; Dreissenidae
Exons: 6
Coding region: 580-1665 (361 amino acids)
Source: RefSeq, a predicted model, not a curated record
CUGUGACGUCAUUUCACGUCGUUGCUAGUGCAUUGAACAACACAGACACAAACUGCACAAAUAUGGGGAAGUCAGGAUGUUUACCGCCCGGAAGCUGCCGGUGGCUCGUGCAAUUUAAGAAGUCGAUGAAUGCCAGGGUGGCGAAAUUCAAAAAUGACUUCCAGCUGAAGUUUUUUCGGGACAACAAGCAUCUGGGAAACCUGCGUGCCGACCAACUUCACAAUGAGACUGGAACCCGAGAUAUGGAAAUCACGAAAAAGACGUCCAAGCAUGCAGCGGACAGUCCUGUCCACAAAAAGAAGGACGUCAAGAAAUCAACUUACGGUUAUCAACCCUCCUUGUAUGCCGAAGAAGCAAGUCCCGAGAUUCAACGGACUCAAGUUGUAAAAAAUUCAAACGCUGAAAACAACUGGAACUCUUCGCCGAAUUGUCGCGAUUCAAGCCAGAAAAAAAACCAAAGCCGUUGUUCACGAACCCACCCCAACGCGCUCCAAGACAGAAGAACUAGAUGAAUUCGUGAAUACAGUAAUCCGCAACUCUGUGGCACAUCUGAUCAGGGAAGCCAGCGUUACGUACCUAAUGAAAGAGUCAGCGGAGAACUUGCUGAAGAGACACGACAGCAAUGUGGAAACAACCGGCGAACAAGUUAUCAAGGAUAUCGACACCACCAACGAAAACGUGGUCAUUGAUACCGACACCACCAACGAACAGGUUGUGAUUGAUACCGACACGACCAACGAAAACGUUGCCAUUGAUACCGACACCACCAACGAACACGUUGUCAUUGAUACCGACACCACCAACGAACGCGUGGUUAUUGAUAUCGACACCACCAACGAACGCGUGGUAAUUGAUACCGACACCACCAACAAACACGUUGUCAUUGAUACCGACACCACAAACGAACGCGUGGUCAUUGGUACCGACACCACCAACGAACAGGUUGUCAUUGAUACCGACACCACCAACGAUAACGUUGUCAUUGAUACCGACACCACCAACGAACGCGUGGUCAUUGAUACCGAUACCACCAACGAACAGGUUGUGAUUGAUACCGACACCACCAUCGAACAUGUUGUUAUUAAUACCGACACCACCAACGAACAGGUUUUCAUUGAUACCGACACCACCAACGAACAGGUUGUCACUGAUAUUGACACCACCAACGAUAACGUUGUCAUUGAAACCGACAACACCAACGAAUGCGUGGUCAUUGAAAAUGACAACACCAACGAACGCGUGGUUAUUGGUACCGACACCACCAACGGACGUGUUGUCAUUGACACCGACAACACCAACGAACGCGUUGUCAUUGAUACCGACACCAUCAAAGAAUCCAACGCCAUGAACGUCAUCAAGGCGUCAUCCGAGAUCGUCCUGAAGGAAGAGGGCGACAAUUUUGACAUCACCUACGAACAGGUUGUCAAGGAAACCGACAACGUUUCCGUAUCUUCAAGCGUUUUAAGCGCUUUUGCCGAGAGCGCAGUGAAGGCUAGUCUGUUUGAGAUGGAUGUCGUUGGCAACGUUAACCACUCCGCGAUGGUCCCAAAGUCCGCCGUCAAGGCUCGCAGAUCAUCAAGGACAGUGAAGGAAUUCUUAGAGAUGAUUGGAGUACCAGAUUGCCGGGACAGCUCCAGCCUUCACCUUCCCGACGUCGUCAUUUAGACAUUUAAAAUAAGCCCACGUCUCAUAUAAGCACGGUUGUCUAUGGCAGUUUCGGAUCAUCACGAAUACACCGGAUCAAGAUCCGGGACGAUCCGUGGACUAAUUGGUUUCUAAGCGUCAAAAGUUUUACCAAGAUCAUUACGUCGGUGAACACACAGAACUACACGACAGGGACACUAACCAUCAGGUUGGUUUUCGGUGAAUCCAUAAUUUUACAAUCAAGUCUCGAAAUUGUAACCUCGAAAGAUUUCAUUUCGAGGUGACUCUUAAUUGCAUAAUAGUUUCAGUUUGUUAUUAUCACACAGCACAAAAUCUUGCAAUAUAAGUAUCAUAUCAUAUCUUAAAUUUUGGAAACGGACCGGACCCGGAUUCUUAGCUGAAGUAGGCCCGACGAUAUUUGCGUUAGUUAUUUGUUUCCUUUUUAAUUGCGUCCGAAGAUAGAUCCGACAACACAUCUAUGAGCGGGUUGUCGUUUUGCCAUUGCCCUGGUUUGAUGUUGUGAUAAUUGCCCAACUCGUCACCAGCACUCGCAUUUGUAUGCCCAUAGCAAAGUGAAGAUUCAGAAUCAGGCAGGCAGGCACACCAUUCCCUUGAUGAUAUUUUUAUGCUAUUGAACACUAAAAAACACGGGCUGAAUAAUCGCUACCUACUUCAACCCAAAGGAAUCUGUAGCAGGUGUCGACCAAGAUCAUACGGAUUAUGGAAUGGUAACCCUUGUAGUUCGUGAAAGAAGCAAUAACGCUGAGGACACUGUAUGUCGAUGUGCUUCCGGACCAAAGCACAAUCACAUUUGUACAGCUGCUAAGGGUCGCCGAACUGCUUGGCGAUGCUCUCCCAUUCAUGUUUUCAGGACAGCGAAUUAGUUUAU